This is a messenger RNA of Blepharisma stoltei, 1806 nucleotides long. The record is from the annotation of a GenBank genome assembly. NCBI's taxonomy places the organism in Eukaryota, Ciliophora, Heterotrichea, Heterotrichida, Blepharismidae.
AUGAUUAAAAGGGUCAUCGCAAACUUCGAGUCAAUUUCAUCAAUGCUUCCGUCAAACCAAGAUACUACUCCAAACAUGACAAGCACAGAAAUCAGCGACUCAACAGAUGCUGCAGUUUUGUCGAAAUAUAAGAAAAAAUUCAUGAAAUGCCUAAACAACUCUCUCAUGCAAUUGACUAUUUCAGUCCUAAUUAUAAUUUACGCAUCACUUGCUACAGCCUUAAUUACCUUUGAUGCAGAUUUAGAUGAUGCAAAAAUCUCAUUACUAGCAAUCGAACUUGGUCUGCUUGCUUUUUUCGUAGGUGAAACUUUAUGCUUCGCAAUAAUUUCUCAAGGAAAAAAUCUGUCAAAUUGACUUGAUUUGAUUCUGCUCAUAAUCUCGAUUUUGAUCGUUUGUUUUCAAAUAAAUGAUCCAGAGCUGAAAUUCGGUGAUUCGUGAAGGCUAAAAUCUCUACUGUUCAUCCUGAGGAUUAUUUUAAUUAACCGUCGGCUAUUUGAAUUGAAUACAAUUUUUAUCCAAUUCAAAACCAGAAGAAUGACCACACGCAAAAUUUCAACAACUCAUACAGAAAAAGUUAUUGAUAUUUUAGAAACCAUAACAAAUUCAUUUCUGUGCACCAAGAAUUAUCCAUUAAAAGAAACCUUGCAGUUAUGUUUAGAGUCAAUAGCAAGGGCCAAAGCAGAAGACUUUGGGCUUGACGCAACUACAGAAGCUGAUAAAUUAAGAUCCACAGAGUGGCCCAAAAAAUCCAGAAAAAAUUCAAAGGUUAAACCAAUGAGGCCUUCUAUUGAAACUCAAGACAAUGGAGGCUCAGUAUUUAACUAUGGGGAAGACUCUUUAUCUUUUAUUAUUCCUACCACUAUUUCUAAAUACUGUGCCAAAGUGAAUGAGCUUGAUUUUGAUGUUUUUAACUUGAAGCGUGCUACAGAUGGAAAAGAGCUUACCUCAGUCAUCGUUUUCUUAUUUUCUGAAAAUGAAUUGUUCGGCUAUACAAAUAUAUCACCCCAGAGCUUGGUGAUGUUUAUCGAUGCAAUCCAAGAAGGAUAUCAUUAUGAUAACUCUUAUCACAACGCUACUCAUGCUGCAGAUGUUACUCAAUUUUUUAAUUUUUUAUUAACGACUUGUGGGGGGAAAACAACUUGCAAUUUAACCUAUAUGGAAAUUGCAGCUUGCUACAUAAGUGCAGCAAUUCACGAUUUUGAGCAUCCAGGUGUAAAUAAUGUUUUUCUAAUCAAUACUCAAGAUCCACUUGCAAUUUUAUAUAACGAUAAAAGUGUUCUUGAAAACCAUCAUAUAGCAUCUGCUUUUAAAUGUGCACAAGAGCCAGACAAAAAUAUUUUUUCCAGCCUAACCAAUGAAGAAAGAAAAUCAUUAAGAUCCAAAAUAAUAUCAAUGGUAUUGGCAACAGACAUGUCAAGACAUUUUAGUGAUAUUGCGAAGUAUAAAACAAGAUUCUCGAUAGAUACUCCUAUAAAAGAUGAUAUAGACAGACUUUUGACUAUGGAAAUGAUGAUGCAUAGCUCAGAUUUAGGGAACCCAUGCAGGCCUUGGGAGCUGUGCAAACAAUGGACACAGCUAAUAGUUCAAGAGUUUUUCAUUCAAGGAGACAAAGAAAGAGAACUUAAUCUACCUAUAAGUAAUUUGUGUGAUCGGUAUACGGUGAACAUACCGAAGUCGCAAAUUGAUUUUAUUAGCUUUAUUAUUGAGCCGACUUUUAAUACUCUUGCCUUGCUUUUGAAAAAGGUUACAGAAAAUGCUAUAGAAAAUCUAAAGAAUAAUAAAGCAAAUUGGGCCAACGAGCUUUAA